Molecule: messenger RNA, 1988 nt
Organism: Salvia miltiorrhiza (redroot sage)
Lineage: Eukaryota; Viridiplantae; Streptophyta; Magnoliopsida; Lamiales; Lamiaceae
Product: probable rhamnogalacturonate lyase B
Exons: 9
Coding region: 8-1576 (522 amino acids)
Biological process (GO): carbohydrate metabolic process
Molecular function (GO): carbohydrate binding; catalytic activity
Source: RefSeq, a predicted model, not a curated record
GUACAUAAUGGUGCGCGGAGUUUCAGGGUUCUACUCGUAUGCAAUAUUUGAACACUUGGAAAAUUGGCCUGACCUCAACAUAGACGAAUCAAGAAUCGCAUUCAAGCUUGAUGACAACAUGUUCAAUUACAUGGCAAUUUCGGAGCAGAAGCAGAGGGUGAUGCCUACAAGCAGGGACAGAGAUGCAGGUAGGGUUCUUGCUUACAAAGAAGCAGUUGUGAUAAGAAACAGCAGUGAUCCCAGCCUGAAUGGUGAGGUAGAUGACAAGUAUCAAUACUCAUGCGACAACAAGGACAACCACGUGCACGGAUGGAUCGCCUCCUCCCAGCAUCCCCACAUCGGAUUUUGGGUCAUAACGCCCAGCGAUGAAAUCCGAGUUGGUGCUCCCAUCAAAACCGAUCUUACUUCCCAUGCUGGUCCAAUUGCCUUAGCUAUUUUCUUCAGUAACCAUUACAUGGGACCGGAUUUUGGCGUGAAAUUACGCGGCGGAGAGCAUUGGAAGAAGGUGUUGGGCCCCGUUUUCAUAUACCUCAACUCCGAUUCAGCCACUAAUCAUCGCACUCUCUGGAGAGACGCAAGAAACCAGAUGUUGAGAGAGACAAAGAAAUGGCCGUAUGAUUUCCCAUCAUCUGAGGACUUCCCUAAUGCAACACAACGAGGACAAAUCCGCGGCUGCUUGCUCCUCUACGACGACUAUAUUAGCACCCACCUUAUCCCAGCAAGAUCCGCAUAUGUCGGAUUGGCUCCCCCUGGAGAUGACGGAUCUUUUCAAGAUGAUUCUAAGGGCUAUCAAUUUUGGACACGAGCUGAUAAAAAAGGGUUCUUCACCAUCCAACAUGUUCGAGCAGGAACUUAUAAUUUGUACGCUUGGGUUCCGGGAGUAAUAGGGGACUUUAAAUAUGAAGAGGAUAUUGUCAUAAUUCCAGGUAGUAAGAUUGAAAUAGGUGAUAUUGUGUACAACCCUCCAAGAAGCGGGCCCACUCUAUGGGAAAUCGGUGUUCCUGAUCGAACUGCUUUCGAGUUCUACGUUCCAGAUCCUGCCCCUCACCUUAUUAACAAGCUAUACAUUAACCACACUGAAAAGUACAGACAGUACGGCUUAUGGGACAGAUACAAAGAUCUUUAUCCUAACAAUGAUCUGAUUUAUACUGUCGAGGAUAGUGAUUAUAGAAAAGACUGGUUUUUUGCCCAUGUUACAAGGAAAACAAGCAACAAUACAUAUGAACCUACAACAUGGCAGAUUUUAUUUAACCUGACAAAUAUUAAUAAUGUUGGAGACUAUACGCUCAGGAUUGCCCUAGCAUCUGCUACCAUGGCAAAUAUACAGAUAUGGAUCAACGAGCCGAAUACAAGCAAGCCCCAUUUCUCAACGGGGCGAAUAGGCAGAGACAACGCAAUAGCAAGACAUGGGAUUCAUGGAAAGUAUUGGGUGUACGGUGUGGAUAUAGCAGGAUCUCAACUUGUGGAAGGGAAAAACACCAUCUAUCUUAAGCAAGCAACGGGCAAAACUCCUUUUGCUGGAGUUAUGUACGAUUAUAUUAGACUGGAAGCGCCCUCUCAACAAGACUAUUAUUAGAUACAUAUCUUUUCAUCUUUCUUGUUACAAUUUCGCUUAGCCAUUAACGCCUAGACGUGGAGAUGUCACGCAGGGGAAUCGACCAUUACUUAUCAAAUUCAAUUCAAUGUAUUAUUUAUUUUCAUUACCUAGUCGUCGAAAAAGAAAUCGAGUGUUAUAAAGUAUAAUUGCAAAACCAUUAAAAGAGGUGUUGUAAUUCAACAAUUACAAAAUCAUGUUAUAAUUGCAAAAUGACUCCACUUAUGGGGCUAAUAUAGGAUGGUGUUCUCUAGAAUUUCACUUAAUCCAAAGUGUAUACACAAUAGAAGAAUUUCCAUAAUCCAAUUCUCAAUUAGGAUAGUCCAAAAAAUGUGCUAUUGAAAACACCAAAUGAAUUCCACGGUCAAAAAACUUUAUAGCGAUUCCCAAAUGU